AUGAGUUAUCUGCUAGCAUUAGGCUUCGAUCUGGAGGUCUACUACGUGCUUCUGAUACUAUGCUGGUGGGCCUUCUCUGAGAUCCCCAUGAACUGGUUCCUUAAUGGUAAGAUGGAGCAGAAGGACUCUUUCCUCGGAGACAACUACAAAGCGUGGCUUGAGAGCUGCAAGAAACUCUCGAUGAGGGGUUGGAGGAAUCGUCUGCACAGCCACUACUUCGGCUCUAAGAAGCUCAGAGAGACCUGGUGGAGGAAGCUCCUCCUCCUGUGGGUGAUCGUGUGGACCUUGGUGGCCCUCUCGAUCUUCUGCUAUAUGAACUCCAAUGCAGCCGACAAGAGAAGGGAAGCCCUUGCCAGUAUGUGCGAUGAGAGAGCCAGCAUGCUGCAGGACCAGUUCAACGUCAGCAUGAACCACCUUCAAGCCCUGGCCAUCCUAAUCUCCACCUUUCACCAUUCCAAGCAGCCUUCCGCCAUUGACCAGGUACGGAGACGGCCACAUCUCCCAUGAAGUCGUGCCAAUUCGCGAAAAUUCUCCUCAUCGAUAGUCCGGGCCGUGCUGAAUCAACCUCAUCAUCUCCGUUUCUCAAUCUGCAGAUGACGUUCGCCAGAUACACAGAGAGGACCGCCUUCGAGAGGCCGUUGACCAGCGGGGUGGCGUACGCGGUGAAGGUGCUCCACUCCGAGAGAGCGGACUUCGAGAGGCAGCACGGGUGGACCAUCAAGAGGAUGGACGCGCAAGACCAGUCUCCUGCCCGCGACGACGACUUCGCCACCGAGUUCCAGCAGACCUCCCCUGUUCAGGAAGAGUACGCCCCCGUCAUCUUCGCCCAGGACACCGUCAAGCAUGUGGUCUCCCUCGAUUUGUUCUCCGGGAAGGUGCUGUAAAUCUCUCUCUCUCUCUCUCUCUCUCUCUCUCUCUCUCUCUCUCUCUUCUCAGAAUCUGGGUUCGUUCGGACUGUGUCUGAGGGAUUCUGUCGAACAUCCGCAGGAGGACCGAGACAACGUGCUGCGGGCUAGGGAGUCUGGAAAGGGAGUCCUCACCGCUCCACUGAGGCUGAUCAAGUCCAAUCGGCUGGGGGUCAUCCUGACCUUCGCUGUCUACAAGUCCGAGCUCCCAUCGAAUGUGACCCCAAAGGAGCGAGUCCAAGCCGCAAUUGGGUGGGUCCAUAUCCUCAUCCUCUUCCCCACCAUCCUCAUCUUCAUCAUGGGUUCAUCUCAUUUGAGACUUAGACGACUAUAUGUACAUGCAUAAAUGUUCAUAUGGUUGCCGGUGUAGGUACCUUGGUGGGGUCUUUGACAUCGAGUCCCUUGUCGAUAAGCUGCUCCAUCAGCUGGCAUGCAAGCAUUCGAUCACAGUCAACGUGUACGACACCACCGACCCGUUGGAGCCGAUCAGCAUGUACGGCUCCAAUGCAACGGUUGGCGGCAGCGGGGUAGUUCAUAACAGCAGCCUGAGUUUCGGUGAUCCCUUCAGGCGACAUGAGAUGCACUGCAGGUAUCAGUUUGAGCCGUUGACUUAUUUUAUGUCUACAUGGUUGAAAUAUCUCGAUCGAUGGCUGAAACACAUCAUCUGGUUUCCGACAGGUUCACCCACAAGCCGCCGCUGCCUUUGCUUGCAGUGACCACCUCGAUCGGAGUCCUGGUGAUCGCCCUGCUCGUUGGGUACAUAUUCAAUGCCGCGGUAAAUCGCAUUGCCAAAGUAGAGGACGAUUACAGGCAGAUGAUGGAGCUGAAGAAGCGAGCGGAACUGGCAGAUAUCGCGAAAUCUCAGGCACGCUCGUGCUCCUCUGAACUGAAUCCUUUUUCUCCAUCCGGUGUUCUUCAGUUCAGUCUGAUAUAAUUAUCUGAUAUAUCUCGCUCUUCGCAGUUCUUGGCGACCGUCUCCCACGAGAUCAGGACUCCCAUGAAUGGUGUUCUUGGUGAGCAUCGAAACAUGGGUGAUUGCUGAUUUGUUAAUAGGAAUGCUUAAUAUGGCAAAUAGAUGAGACAUCUCCCGGAUGAUGAUUUAUGAAACAGUUGCUGAUGAUUUGGACUUGGGGGGCUUUGUUUAAUCUCCAGGCAUGCUGCAGAUGCUCAUGGACACCGAUCUGGAUUUGACCCAACAAGACUACGUGAGGACUGCUCAGGCCAGUGGUAAGGCAUUGGUGUCGCUCAUAAAUGAGGUCCUCGACCAGGCCAAGAUUGAAUCUGGGAAGCUGGAGCUCGAGGCCGUCCGCUUCGAUCUGAGGGCGGUCCUGGAUGACGUCCUUUCACUGUUUUCAGGGAAGUCCCAAGAGAAAGGCAUUGAGGUAACCACCCCGGUGAUUCCUUUUUUUUUUUGUGCCCUGUUCUUAUUAUUCAUAAUAUCACGAUUUGAAACCAUCUAAUUUGCAAUCUUUGAUCCAUUUCAAUGCGCUGGCAAGAACAGCUGGCUGUUUAUGUGUCGGAUAAGAUCCCUGAGAUCCUCAUCGGCGACCCUGGACGAAUGCGGCAAAUCAUCACGAAUCUCAUGGGAAAUUCAAUCAAAGUGAGCAGUGAACUUAUAUGAUCCAGUCAAAGCAUGGGGAGACGUUGACUCAAAUUUGUGUUUUGUCUCUCUUUUUUCUUUCCAGUUCACAGAGAAGGGGCAUAUUUUUGUGACUGUCCAUCUCCUGGAGGAAGUGAUCAGCUCGCUAGAUGAGGAGAGUGAAUCCCCAUUGGGGAACACCUUGAGCGGGUCUCCUGUGGCAGAGAAGAAGCGAAGCUGGGAAACUUUCAGCAAGUUGAACCGCGAAAGAGCUGUCUUAUCGCAGUCGCUAUCUUCAUCUUCCUCCGAGCCAAUCCACCUCAUUGUAUCUGUGGAGGAUACUGGCGUGGGGAUUCCCCGAGAAGCCCAGUCUCGGGUCUUCACGCCCUUCAUGCAGGUCGGUCCCUCCGUCUCCCGCAUCCAUGGAGGCACCGGAAUCGGUCUGAGCAUCUGCAAGUGCUUGGUCGGGCUCAUGAAGGGAGAGAUAGGGUUUGUCAGCGAGCCCCAUGUCGGCUCCACCUUCUCCUUCACCGCCGUCCUCGACCGGGGGAACAGCGACUCCAAUGAGCUCAGACCGUUGGAGUUUCAGGGGUUGAAGGCUCUGGUUGUCGAUCCGAGGUCGGUGCGUGCAGAGGUCGCCAGGUACCAGCUCCAGCGGCUUGGCAUCCACGUUGACAUAGUCGCUGACCUCAAUGAAGCUCUCUCCUUCAUCACCAUCCCAAAGGUUUCUGUCAACAUGAUCCUCAUCGAGAGGGAGGAGUGGCUCAGGGAUCCUGAUAUCUGGCCUUCAUUUCUGGGCAUGCCGAGCAAGUUGGGGCCUUCAGAAUGUCCGAAGAUCUUCAUCCUCGCCAACCCUUCAAAUUGCUCAAAGGUGAAUGCUGUGGAGUCCUCAGAGAACAUGCCGGCAGUGAUCAUCAAGCCUCUCAGGACGAGCAUGCUGGCCGUCACCCUGCAGCAAGCCAUGGGCGGUGGAGAAAAGGAGAGCCACCGUGGGGGGAGGUCCCCUCACCCGUCGCUGUGUGGUCUCCUCCGUGGGAAGAACAUCUUGGUCGUUGACGACAAUAUGGUGAAUCUCCGGGUGGCCGCAGGUGCCCUGAAGAAGUAUGGAGCCGAAGUAACCUGCGCCGACAGUGGUAAAAAAGCCAUCACCUUGCUGACGCCCCCCCACAGAUUCGAUGCCUGUUUCAUGGAUAUCCAGAUGCCAGAGAUGGACGGGUACGAAUCUCCACCUUGAUUCACCGCAGAACUUGGCGAGGAAUGUGACUGCACCUUCUCUCAAUUCCCCAGUGCCCCUGAAUUUUUCCUUUCGUCUUUCAGAUUUGAGGCGACGAAGAAGAUUCGAGAUAUGGAGCAUAGCGCUAAUGAGCUGAUCAGAUGUGGGGAGGCAUCCGCCGAGGCUUGCAGGCAUGCUGAUCAGUGGCACAUCCCCAUUCUGGCUAUGACGGCCGAUGUGAUCCAGGCCACCCACGAGGAGUGCUUGAAGUGUGGCAUGGAUGGAUAUGUGUCGAAGCCAUUCGAAGGAGAGCAGCUCUACCGCGAAGUUGCACGCUUCUUUAAGUCGCCUGCAAAGGAGAAUCAGUAG
Molecule: messenger RNA, 4066 nt
Organism: Spirodela intermedia
Lineage: Eukaryota; Viridiplantae; Streptophyta; Magnoliopsida; Alismatales; Araceae
Source: the annotation of a GenBank genome assembly